Molecule: messenger RNA, 1095 nt
Organism: Helianthus annuus (common sunflower)
Lineage: Eukaryota; Viridiplantae; Streptophyta; Magnoliopsida; Asterales; Asteraceae
Product: cyclin-dependent kinase inhibitor 7
Exons: 4
Coding region: 331-960 (209 amino acids)
Biological process (GO): negative regulation of cyclin-dependent protein serine/threonine kinase activity
Cellular component (GO): nucleus
Molecular function (GO): cyclin-dependent protein serine/threonine kinase inhibitor activity
Source: RefSeq, a predicted model, not a curated record
GCGUUAAACACCAAACCACGAAAGAAAAUGAGUUGCAACUGUAACGGUGCCGUCAAAACUCCCGUUACACCGUUGCAACAACAGAUUAGAGAGAGAAAGUGAGGACCACACCCACACCCAAUAACAACCUUUCAAACGGUAUUUCUGCCAUCAGCCUCAUCGUCAUCAUCACCUCCACUCUCGUUCAAACUCAACAACAGAAAAUCAUACAACAAGAUAUUAUUCUAUUUCAGGAUCUAACGUAACUAACGCCUCAUCAUUUUCACUUUCAGCUGAUUACAUAUCAUCAUGUUCGUGUGAAUUUAAAUCACAGUUGCCAACGAGAAGUGAAUGAUGACCGGAGCUACGGCGGUGGAGGACGCUGCCGGAGAGAAGUCACAGACGUCAACGCUACUUCAUAAUACGACGGAAAAACUUCAAUUCACCGAUCUGGAGGAAAGUGUCAAACUGAAGUUUCAUCCGUACAGAAAACCUAGAAACGAGAUUAAGGCUGGAUCAGUCUCACCGGAGAUAACUACAGAAAUUCCGUCGUCGGUUAUCAGUUCUCGCCGUACAUUGCCGAGGACCGGAGCUACGGCGGUGGAUAAACAUCCCGGAGAGAAGUCGCCAACGCCAACGUUAAUUCAAAUCACGACGGAAAAGGAUAGUCGUCGUCCGUGUGUUGCCGCCGGUUGCCUUAGCUUCAAUCAUUCGAAAAAACUUCAAUUCACCGAUUCAGAGAAUAACAUCAAAUUGAAGUUUCAUCCGUACAGAAAAGAAUCAGUCUCGCCGGAAAUGAUUACAGCAAAUCCAGCAACGGUUACCAGUUCUCGCCGUACAGUUCCGGCAGCUGAAAUCGAAGAAUUCUUUGUGUCUGCUGAGAAAGAACGUCAAAAACGUUUCAAGGACAAGUAUAAUUACGAUAUUGUAAAGGAUACUCCAUUGGAAGGUCGGUUCGAGUGGAUUCAACUGAAGCCGUGAAGACGAUGAAAAAUGAAUAUUAAAUGCAAAAUUCAUGUCAUGUACUAGUUAGAAGAUUGUUAGAUAUUAUUCAAAUUUGAAUUGCAUCUGUUUGGAUCUUGUUACAGUUAGUAGUACAGUAGUUACUUGCAUUUU